AUAUCGCAACAAGACCAGGACUUCCUCCUCCUUUCAGGAAACACGAUUAUGACACAAUGAAGAUCAUUCAUCAGGCUCAUGGAGCAAAGACCAAUGAAUUGGUCAUGAGUAUCGACGAUGACGAGCAUCUCGUUCUGCAACACGACCAAACCCUCCGAGCUGCUGGAGUGGCCAAUGAGACGGAGGUGGCCUUCUUCAGGAGAGAAGACUACGGUUUGUACAAAGCAAACCCCCACAGCACCUGGUGACCAAAACGAACUGUUCCAGCCAGGGGUGAAGAAUAAAACAUUCAAGCAGGUCAAGAAGGUGGAGAUCCAGCAAACUGGGCCUCUGUUCAUACACAUGGUUUUAUUUAUUCUUUAAUGUCUUGUUUUUAUACCACAGCUGUGUACAGCAGCAUGGUUGUAUGCUUUUUAUAUUUCCUAUUGUCUGCUGAGCGGGUUCUGAUACAUGGUACCGUGGACUCUUGUGUUGCAGAUGUUUCAGAAUAUGUUCAAUAAAUUUUGA
This is a messenger RNA of Nematolebias whitei (Rio pearlfish), 507 nucleotides long. It is a transcript of the gene c13h2orf76, whose product is annotated as chromosome 13 C2orf76 homolog. Lineage: Eukaryota; Metazoa; Chordata; Actinopteri; Cyprinodontiformes; Rivulidae. The record is from RefSeq and is a predicted model, not a curated record.